Molecule: messenger RNA, 1502 nt
Organism: Ruditapes philippinarum (Manila clam)
Lineage: Eukaryota; Metazoa; Mollusca; Bivalvia; Venerida; Veneridae
Exons: 12
Coding region: 152-1483 (443 amino acids)
Source: RefSeq, a predicted model, not a curated record
ACUUACUAUAUAUGAUUAUCCAUUCAUCUUUUUUACCAAACGGAUACAAAAACGAAGACCCUAUUUUAGUCAAUUAUAAUUAAAUUUGUGCAUUAAUUGACAGAUGGCGGGAAAUAAUGACAUACGUGUACUAGAUAUUGACCUCUAGAAUAUGAGUGCAGCAAAGAGAGACUUUGGUUCAUUUCAUUCAUCAAAUGUCCAGGAACUUCUUGAUAUACAAGAUGAUGAAUAUGUUCCUCCAGAAUUGCCGUUUAGAUGUGAGCUGUUUGAAACUUACAAGUCAAAUCCACCAAUAUUUGGGAAAGAAAUAAAACAAAAGCAUUUUCUUUUAGAGGACUGUGUCUUUUUAAAUCAUGGAGCAUUUGGUGGGGUGUUGAAAGAUGCUCUAGACAUUGCUCAGAAAUACCAGAUAUGGACAGAAAGACAACCACUAAGAUUUUAUGACAGGGAGCUAUUGCCUCGACUUGUCCAUGUUACAAGAAGGAUUGCUAAAUUUAUAAAUUGCAAUGCUAAGGAUAUUGUACUGGUGGAGAAUGCUACUACUGCAUUAAACACAGUUAUACAGAACAUACCUCUAAAACAGGGAGAUAAUGUCUUCAUCUUAAAUGUUACAUAUGGGGCAGUAAAGAAAAUGUUGCGUUGGAGAUGUGAGCAGACAGGGGCUCAACUACAGGAGGUGGAAGUGGAUUUUCCCAUUAAAGAUAAACAGCAGUUGAUAGAUUAUGUAGAUAAGAAUUUAAAGGAAGGAUCAAGUCUGGCAGUGUUUGAUCAUAUACCUAGUAAUACACCAUUCAUCAUGCCUCUUACAGAAAUUAUCACCAUAUGUAAAUCCAGGAAUGUACCAGUAUUGAUAGAUGGUGCACAUGGCCUGGGUUCUCUCCCUCUAAAUAUUACCUCCCUUGAUCCAGAUUAUUACAUUACAAAUGCUCAUAAAUGGUUUUGUUCACCAAAAGGGACAGCACUCAUGUAUGUCAGAAAAGAGUUGCAGACCUUGACAAGACCAUUGAUUAUUUCCCAUGGUUUUGGUUCUGGAUUUAAUUCAGAGUUUAUUUGGGCAGGUUUACAUGACUACAGUCCAUUUCUAGCUCUACACACAGUUCUAGAUUUUUGGGAAGGUUUAGGCCAGGACAGAGCUCACCAGUAUAUGCAUGGCUUGUGUAAGCAAGCAGGUAGAAUGUUAUUUGAAGGUUGGAACACAGAGAUGGCAGCUCCUGAGGACAUGUUUGGAAGUAUGUGUUUGGUGAGGUUGCCAGAUGGUUUACAGAAGAUAUCAGAUCAUAUGGAUUAUUCUGCGGCAGAAACUAUACAAAAUACAUUAUACCAUGAUUAUAACAUAGAGGUACCAGUGAAAUGUGUACAACAGAGGUUAUAUGUUAGAAUAUCUGCUCAUAUUUAUAAUGAAAUGUCUGAAUACAAGACAUUGAGAGAUGCUGUACUGGAUAUUGAACAAUCUUAUAAAGAAGAAACUUGUCAGAAUAAAUGAUAUUUUGUGAAAAAAGAUC